CUAAUUCUGAUUUUUUUUAUUUUUUUUUCCCAAAUGCAGUAGUGACUGACAAUGGUGUCUACAUCCUUGAUUUGGCUGCAAAGAUUGACGCAACUGCUGACUACAUCUGCAAAGUGAAAUGGGGAGACGUGGAAUUCCCCCCGCCAUUUGGCAGGGAAGCUUACCCAGAGGAAGCCUACAUUGCUGACCUGGAUGCAAAGAGUGGAGCCAGCUUGAAACUUACUAUUCUCAACCCCAGAGGCAGGAUCUGGACCAUGGUGGCUGGUGGUGGUGCCUCUGUGGUUUACAGUGACACCAUUUGUGACCUGGGAGGUGUGAAUGAACUGGCUAACUAUGGGGAAUACUCGGGAGCCCCAAGUGAACAACAGACCUAUGACUAUGCUAAGACUAUUCUUUCCCUCAUGACACGAGAGAAGCACCCUGAAGGUAAAAUCCUGAUCAUUGGAGGCAGCAUUGCUAACUUCACCAAUGUAGCAGCCACUUUUAAAGGCAUCGUGAGGGCAAUUAAGGAUUACCAGGGCCCUCUGAAGGAGCAUGAGGUGAGGAUCUUUGUACGAAGAGGAGGCCCGAACUACCAGGAAGGAUUACGUGUCAUGGGAGAAGUUGGGAAGACCACUGGGAUCCCCAUCCAUGUCUUUGGCACGGAGACUCACAUGACUGCGAUUGUGGGCAUGGCGCUCGGCCAUCGACCCAUCCCCAACCAACCGCCUGCUGCAGCCCACACCGCUAACUUCCUCCUCAACGCCAGCGGCAGCCCCUCGACUCCAGCACCAAGCAGAACGGCUUCCUUCUCAGAGUCCAAACCUGAUGAUAUUGCUCCAGCCAAGAAGGCAAAGCCGACAACACCUCUUGAUUCAAUCCCAGCUUCAAGACCUGGUUCAGGUAAAGCUACCACCCUGUUCAGCCGUCACACCAAAGCUAUCAUUUGGGGGAUGCAGACACGGGCUGUGCAAGGAAUGCUGGACUUUGAUUAUAUUUGCUCCCGGGAUGAACCUUCAGUUGCUGCCAUGGUUUAUCCGUUCACUGGUGACCACAGGCAGAAGUUCUAUUGGGGCCACAAAGAAAUCCUGAUCCCAGUCUACAAGAACAUGUCAGAUGCCAUGAGGAAGCACCCAGAGGUGGAUGUUCUCAUCAACUUUGCAUCUCUGCGCUCUGCUUAUGACAGCACUAUUGAAACCAUGAAUUAUCCACAGAUCCGCACCAUUGCCAUUAUUGCCGAGGGCAUUCCGGAGGCCCUGACACGCAAACUGAUCAAGACAGCUGAUAAAAAAGGAGUCACUAUCAUCGGGCCUGCAACUGUUGGUGGGAUCAAACCAGGUUGCUUUAAAAUAGGCAACACCGGAGGCAUGCUGGAUAAUAUCUUAGCAUCAAAACUCUACCGUCCUGGCAGUGUGGCUUAUGUUUCACGGUCCGGAGGAAUGUCUAAUGAGCUCAACAACAUCAUUUCCCGAACCACCGACGGGGUCUACGAAGGAGUGGCCAUUGGAGGAGACAGAUACCCUGGUUCAACUUUCAUGGAUCAUGUCUUGCGUUAUGAGGAUACUCCAGGAGUGAAAAUGAUUGUAGUGCUUGGAGAGAUUGGAGGCACAGAAGAGUAUAAGAUCUGCAGAGGUAUUAAAGAAGGUCGUAUCACCAAGCCAGUAGUGUGCUGGUGUAUUGGUACUUGUGCCACCAUGUUCUCUUCAGAGGUGCAGUUUGGCCACGCAGGAGCUUGUGCCAACCAGGCUUCUGAAACUGCUGUUGCAAAGAAUCAAGCCUUGAAGGAAGCUGGUGUGUUUGUUCCCCGGAGUUUUGAUGAGCUGGGAGAGGUCAUUCAGUCUGUCUACCAGGACCUUGUGGCCAAAAGAGUGAUUGAACCAGCCGAGGAAGUGCCUCCUCCAACUGUGCCAAUGGAUUACUCCUGGGCAAGGGAGCUGGGUCUGAUCCGCAAACCGGCUUCCUUUAUGACAAGCAUCUGUGAUGAGAGAGGUCAGGAACUGAUUUAUGCUGGGAUGCCAAUCACUGAGGUCUUCAAAGAAGAGAUGGGAAUUGGAGGAGUUCUGGGCCUGCUCUGGUUUCAAAAGAGGUUACCAAAGUAUGCCUGCCACUUCCUUGAGAUGUGUUUGAUGGUAACAGCAGAUCAUGGUCCUGCUGUGUCUGGAGCCCACAACACCAUUGUCUGUGCAAGAGCUGGAAAAGAUCUUGUCUCGAGUCUCACUUCAGGCCUUCUCACUAUCGGUGACCGGUUUGGUGGAGCACUGGAUGCUGCAGCUAAAAUGUUCAGCAAAGCCUUUGACAGUGGGAUUAUCCCUAUGGAGUUUGUGAAUAAGAUGAAGAAAGAAGGGAAGCUGAUCAUGGGCAUCGGACACAGAGUCAAAUCAAUAAAUAACCCAGACAUGAGAGUUCAGAUCCUCAAAGACUACGUGAAGCAGCAUUUCCCUGCCACCCCACUGCUGGACUAUGCACUUGAAGUAGAAAAAAUUACAACUUCCAAGAAACCAAAUCUUAUCCUGAAUGUAGAUGGCUUUAUUGGAGUUGCCUUUGUUGACGUACUCAGGAAUUGUGGCUCUUUCACACGGGAAGAAGCAGAUGAAUAUAUUGAUAUAGGAGCUCUUAAUGGCAUCUUUGUCCUAGGCAGGAGUAUGGGAUUCAUUGGACACUACCUGGAUCAGAAGAGGUUGAAGCAAGGUCUGUACCGUCACCCGUGGGAUGACAUAUCCUAUGUUCUACCGGAGCACAUGACUAUGUGAGAACCUGUAGUAUCACCUCAGAAUGUCACUUCAAGAAGGCAGAAGCCUGCACAGAGGACAGCCACAAAUGGGACUUUGAUGUAUAAAGGCCAUUGGUACACAGACCUUGAGCUGCCUGGUCAAACUGUGCAAAGCAACUGUUUUACAAGAAUAGAAACUUACUCUAAUAAAAACCAAAACUUGUGAUAUUCCAUAUGUUACCUGCUGUAUUUAAUACUGUCUCUCACCCUUUUAUUUUUUCUACUCUUGUUUCAUUUUGUUUCCGGAAAAGAUUUUAAGGGUUUUGGGAGGGGAGUUUUGCUCAUAGGUGCAG
This is a messenger RNA of Balearica regulorum gibbericeps (East African grey crowned-crane), 3042 nucleotides long. NCBI's taxonomy places the organism in Eukaryota, Metazoa, Chordata, Aves, Gruiformes, Gruidae. The record is from RefSeq and is a predicted model, not a curated record.